AAUAGCCCCGCCCCGACCGCGUGGCUGACAGCUCCGGCUUCCAAUAGGCACGUCCGUACUGGAGCUCAGACCAAUGGGAGUCCUGAAUACGCCCUGUGGUUGCGCUGUCCAAUCUGCGCACGGGCACCUCCCCUACCACCCUACAGUCAGUCACCAAUCGUCAGUGAGGGCCGGCCCAGGCACGCUCCGCCUCUGUCAAGACUAUUGAGACUUUGGAUUGGCCAGUCUGACUUUGACGUAACGAUGCUUCCUCUCUGAUUGGAGUAGCCUGCGCGGGGGCGCCUGGCGCUCAUUGGAAGAGGAGGCUGCAAGGCGGGACGGCGCGAACCUUGGAGCACGCGCCAGGGGUGUCCCUGCAGAGUGAAGCAGACCUGGGACGCUCACCUGGCCGCCACCACUGCCCCUCGUGCCUCCCUGGCGGUCGGAGUGGAGUUUGUGUCCCUGGAAGUUGUUCGUCUUUGUGGCCCCCGAAGAGAUGGAUUUGGAUCACUUGGAGCUGAACCCCAGAAUUGUCGCCGCGAUGAGGAAAGCCCGACUGCGGUCCUUGCGGGAGGUGCUGUGCGUCUCCGGCCCAGACCUGCAGAGGCUGACCGGCCUCUCGGGCCCAGACGUGCGGCACGUGCUGCGGACGGUCUCCUCCCACCUGCGGGGAAGCGGCGUCCUCACAGCACUGGACCUGCACCUGCAGAGGGACCGCUUCCCAGAGCAGCACCAGCGCCUGAGCCUGGGCUGCCCAGUGCUGGACAGGCUCCUGGGCGGCGGGCUGCCCCUGGACGGCAUCACCGAGCUGGCGGGCCGCAGCUCAGCGGGGAAGACCCAGCUGGCACUGCAGCUCUGCCUGGCUGUGCAGUUCCCGCGGCAGUAUGGAGGCCUGGAGGCUGGAGCCGUGUACAUCUGCACCGAAGACACGUUCCCCAACAAGCGGCUGCAGCAGCUGAUCACGCUGCAGCCGCGCCUGCGGACAGACGCCCCAGGGGACUUGGUGGACAAGCUGCCGUUCGGGGACCGCAUCUUCAUUGAGCACGCGGCCACGGUGGACACGCUGCUGGAAUGUGUGCGCAAGAAGCUGCCCGCACUGCUGUCGAGAGGCGCGGCCCGCCUGGUGGUCAUCGACUCUGUGGCAGCCCCGUUUCGCUGUGAGUUCGACGGGCCGGCCUCAGCACGCAGGGCCCGGGCGCUGCAGGCACUGGGAGCCACGCUGCGCAGGCUCAGCCAGGCCUCCCGGAGCCCGGUGCUCUGCAUCAACCAGGUGACAGAGGCCCUGGAGGAGGACGUGGCACCGGGACUGCUGGGGGCCCCGGGGCAGCGCCUGGCUCCCGCCCUGGGCAUCGCCUGGGCCAACCAGCUGCUCCUGAGACUGAUGGCUGACCGGCGACGCCCCGAGGAAGCUGGGCUGGGCCCACCCGCCCGCACCCUCAGGGUGGUCUUCGCCCCCCACCUGCCUCCCUCGUCCUGUUCCUACACCGUCAACCCGGAGGGCGUGCGUGGGACGCCCGGGACGCAGUCCGGCUGACGCCCAGGAAGCCCGUCUCGGCAGGGCUCCAGGGCUCCGGGGCCCAGUCAGUGUGGAGCCCUGGGUCGGGGUCUCUGUGAGGGUGCCGGCUCAGACACGCCCCCCACUGCCGUGCGGGCCCCACAGGUCACCCACUGUGUCUGGGAGCCCGGCACCCCAGGGAGCAGAGCCCUCUCCCUACGCACGCCUCUGGCCCAGCCCCCCCGCCCCCGCCACUGGCGCUGGUGUGUGGGAGGCUGGCCUGUCUGCUAAGAGGACCCGUUCUGGGCAGAUGAGACUGCUGUCCCGCCUGUCCGAGGCGCCUCCCCGGGCCUGGCCUGGGCGAUUGGCACAUCAGCCCCGGCCUGGCGGGGUGUCUACCCAGACAGGGACAUGGCAGGACGCCUGGCAGGAGCUUUUCUUCCGGAUGAGAACAGACCUCCCGUCAGCAUGGGCCCUGCUGCAACUGGCCCCCAGCUCGGUGGAUGCGGAGCCUCUGGUUGUAGGGACAGCAGGCCCCGUGCAGAGGACAGGCCUCUGCGUGUGUGUGCGUGUGAGCAGAGCCACCUGUCUUCACACCUGUCCCUCCCCACCCGACCCGGUCUGGACCUCCUGUGAUGUGAGGGGCGUCUCGGACAGACAAGCCAUCAGCACAGCAGUGGCCCCUGGACCCGUCCACCGGUGACCUGCUCUUGGCCCGUGGAGACGGGCCCUGCCCUCCCAGCCCCCAGAGCGAUGGAGGCACCAGAGAGCCGGGGACUUGGCUGCCCUCCUCCAACUGGGGCACGGCCGACCCUGGGCUGCUGCCAGCUCUGGGGGAGGGGCUGGACAUCUCUCAUUGGCCAGCAGCCUCCUGUUCGGACACUGUUCUGGGCAGGGUGACCCAUUUGUAAUACUUCCAAAGUGGCCUGUGACCCCAAAGAGGGGAGAAUGGCUGGUGUGAACUAGGAAGGGGCUGGAGCUUUACGGAGCCUUUCUGCAAAAGUACAGGGGACUCUGUGACAGGAAAUAGGACACUUUAUUUUUGUAAUUAAAUAUAAGCAAUUCCAAGUGCUUUCCUGAUCAAGUCAACAAAGACAACAAAACGCCUGCAGCUGCAAGACCAGACAUUCAACAGACCCAGUGCUCAGCCCCCGGCCCCUUGGGCCACCUGCCCGACUGCCCAUCCUGCCGAGGGUCAGUGCCACACCAUCACACUUGGGACACUCAGGACAGGGUGUGCGUGGACAUGUCACCUGGGUGCAGGGACGGCGCUGUCGGCCUCGUCGGUCAGGCUUGCCGGGCCCGUGUGACCCGCUCUGACCUGCACGUCCAGAGUGACCUGACACUUCACUGGAGGCGCUGUGUCGUUACGCGGUGCUCCAGGCAGCUCCUCGAGUCCAGAAAAGAGACACUGCACCCCUCCAAGACCGAAAGGACCACCGGCUAGGGAGCCUGCUGCCCGGGCGAGGGAAGACCCUCCACUGCCGGGAGUGCCCCCAGGGACUUGGACCAACAGCCUGGCUCCUGCAGGGUCCCCUCACCAGCAGAGGGAAGCACUGAGCAGGUGCAGACAGACCAGAAAGCAGAUCAGACCAGCCCUUCGGUUUCCAGACAAAUUCCACUCAAGCUGCCGACACCCACACAUCCCCUGAACAUGGAAGCUGCCACCGCUGGCUUCAGACCCCCUAGCCUCUCCCCCAAAACACUCGGCACAACCUGCAAAAGCACCACAUCCCCAAGAGGCCCUGUGCGGGGCCUUGCACGAUCAAGGUUGCCAGCCCCCGACUUCGGUUCUGCUCUGAGCCCCGUCCCCGAGGCAGUGGUCCCCAGCGAAAUGGCGGGUUUCACAGGCACUGAGCCAGCAUCGGAGAAGCAAACCCAGGCAGAGUGAAGGAGGCCCAGGGACGGACAGCUCCUGGCUGCCUCCUGACCACAGCGGGACAUGGCGCCAGGCAACGCUGCCACCUCGACGACCUUCAGGGAUGCGGCUCUCCGAGGGGUUCCCACUGCCCGGAGCUCUGCUGUAAUCUGGGAAGCCAGUCCUCACCCACCCAGACCCCCCAACCUAACUGGAGUCCAGAGCCAAAUAGCAGUGUGCCCAGGGAAGUGGGCUGCGGGGCCGGGUAGCCGCAGGGGCCGUGAACUGAGGCCAGCCCCGAGGGAGCAGAGUCACCCAGAAGCACCCGCGCCCCAGGGACACCCUUACACUAGAGAGAACUUCGACAGGAAGUUUCAGGGUCAGCCUCACUGUGACAAACCCCCAGGUCCACACUCGAGCUCUGGGCACCUCACAGUGAACCUAGGGAGUUCCCCCCCCCCCUGCUCAGUGCUGCCCGUGCGGAAACCCCGCGGGAUCAACGGGCUGGGCCUCUGCGGGGCCGCUGCCAGGUGCACUCCUCAGAAUAAACCUGCUUCCGCCAGCCGCCCUCACGAGGAUGCCAGCCUUUCAGAGCUUCAAGUGCAGGGUGGCCCCCCAAGCCUCGGGCAGGGACGUGCCUCUUGCAUACACCCGACGUCACGGGGAAUCGGUCAUUUAUUCGGCAUUUCCGGGGGCUCGCAGACCCGGAGCAGCAGCCCUCAGGGUAGAUCUGAGGACAUUCCUGCCAGGCCCGCCCUGUGCUGCACAGCCCGGGGGAAAGAGCUUUUCGGAAAUGAAGCGUGCGCCUCCACGGGCACCGUGUGGACGGGGGUCCGAGGUGGACAUUUGGGGCAGGGCAGUGGGCAGGCCCCACACAGGAGCUGGGUACGGUCCGAGGGUGGUUUAGGGUCCCAGGCUCCUGUCUACAGCCCGUCAGGCGUUGCGUUAGUGAUGCAGAGCCUAAGCCAGACGUCGGAGUCCUGCAGAAAGCGUGCGGGUCUGGGAGCAGCGGCUGAGUCCGCGCUGAAGCCGCUGCCAGGCCCCGUGGGCGCCCUGCGCCACCGCACCUCGGGGGUCGCACAGCUCUCAGUCACGGGGACCGGGCAGGGCCUCCCCUCCGGGCACAUGGGCAGGGGCCUGGCAGGGCAGGGCCCCGGGGCCCGUCUAGCUGGGCCUGGGCCCGCAGCGGGCCAAGUCUGUGUGGCUGGCACUCACAGCUCUCGAGUCCGCUAGACGGCUAUUUCGUUCCUGUGUGAGAAAACAGAUGGGAAAGGGCGUGACCGGCACACCCAGGGACACCGGCCUCAGGGCCUGCGACCACAGCGACAGCCCCACGUGCCCCACACUCAGGUGCAAAGACCAAGCCCCGGGCGGGCCAGGCUGUGCCCACUGCAGACCCCGAGCCAGCGCUGCCCCCGGCGGCGGUGGGGACGCCCUGCAGCUUCCACUGCAAGGCCUGGUGGACAGCACCCCUGGGCAGGCCUGCCAUUCGGUGCAUGUCAGUAUAUCAGAUGGACGGGGACAACUGGGGAAGUUUCACUCAGCAGGGGUCUGGGGGCUGGGCACAAGCGGCAGCUGCACCCCAGACAUUCCUGGGGUCGCUCGGCACCAGGCACUACGGGGCCUACUGUGCCCAACGGUCACUCCAGACAUUAACAAAAAUGACAGAAAAUAAAAAGGCCAUUUCCGAUGGCAAAUAGAUACUCGUGGUCUUUGGUGUGAAGGUGACACACUCAUGGGAGACAGGGACAAGGUGCUCAGGCCGUGGUGUCAGAGUGACAGCCUCCCAGUCCGUCAGUGGAGUUUAAACAGUUUAAACACUGAACACCAGCUUCACUAGACAGUAAUUAGUCGUAAGCUCGUUAGAGGCUGAAAUUACACAGAUUGACAAUACAGAUUGUUAAUAACUUGCCAAGUUUUGACACUUGUCAGAAUAUUUCCCUUCAAGUAGGUCAGUCAGAAGUUCUCAAGGUCACUGGUCGCUUCCCCUAGAACACAGACGCCGUCCACUUUCCCACAGUCCCCGGCCAAGUUGCGGCAGACUAAUGUCGCCGUGGUGCCCGACGGGAGCAUGCGAGGGCCGCGGGCCGGCACCGGUCGUGGGGGCGGGAGGGGCCAGGCUCCUUACUUGGAAACGGUCUCCGGCUGCCUUGCCGCCCACGUUUAGGACGUUCAGAGAGCUGGCACGUUUCAUGCUGCGACCAGGACAUGGACAUGCAAGGACAAACGUCAGCACACAGUCAGCCAGGAACAGGGACACAGCAAAGCCACCCUGGAGCCGAUGACCCUGCCUUCUCUCACCCGGCAGGGCCGCCCGCCCCCUGGCCCUCACCGCGGACACCCAGACCUGCGUGCAGAACCAGGAGACUGUCCCGAGACACCGCAGGUGCGUCCUGUGUUGUGCGGGCUCACUGCCCGACACCUGCUUCCACAGGGGCCAAGAGGCUCCGCAGCACCGAGUCCCUGGGUCCCCGGGUCGCCGGGGGGUUUCGGGAAGGGGCCUCAAGGACUCGUGUGGGACAUGUUAGCCUGAGUAAGCCUUGUAAAGACACACACUUGAAACUUGCUGAUGAGACCAAAUGUGUGAAUAUAUGUUCUGUAUUUGUGUACUUUUCUACAUUAAAAGUAGGAAAAACC
This is a messenger RNA of Artibeus jamaicensis (Jamaican fruit-eating bat), 5969 nucleotides long. RefSeq names its product X-ray repair cross complementing 3 (gene XRCC3). Gene Ontology annotation, cellular component: replication fork; Rad51C-XRCC3 complex. The coding region runs from base 476 to 1513 and encodes 345 amino acids. The record is from RefSeq and is a predicted model, not a curated record. Lineage: Eukaryota; Metazoa; Chordata; Mammalia; Chiroptera; Phyllostomidae. The transcript is spliced from 8 exons. Gene Ontology annotation, biological process: double-strand break repair via synthesis-dependent strand annealing; t-circle formation; resolution of mitotic recombination intermediates. Gene Ontology annotation, molecular function: ATP-dependent DNA damage sensor activity; ATP binding; four-way junction DNA binding.